UUAAAUAACUAUAUUAGCUAUUACUAUACAAAAUUUCACAGUUCUACGUUUUUAUUUGGCAAUUUUAUAAGGCCUAAAGUAAUCUCACCUUUCUUACUACAACAUUCCCUCCUUUUUUUACAAAUUUCCCUCAUUUUUUUGUGUUUUAAUUUUAUUUUCGCAGCAGGGUGCUCGUUAUUUUCUCUUUUUUUCUUUUUAGAGACUACCGUUUCCUUCCCUUCUUUAGUGCCAAUUUAAAAAUAUAAAAUGGAUGGUUAUCAGUACUUGGCAUUUAUUUUGCCUAGAGGCAUUUCUUUUGUUUUUAUAAACAUUCAUCCAAUUUGUUAAUGUUUUGAAUAUUCUAAAGAAGAGAAUGAUGAAGUACCUCUCUUCACUCCUCUCUCACAGGUGCGCGAAAUAGAAAAAUAUUUAUAGACAAAUUUAAGUAGAUAUAUGUUAGCUUAGCUUUCUAAACAUGUUUACCUUAAAUUAUUGCUUUUAGUGUGUUUGUUGUUGUUGUUUUUAUUUUAGAUGUUUUGAUGUUUUUUAAUGUUUCUAGUUUUUGUUCAUGUUUGUGUUGUUUUUAGAUGUUUUAUUUGUUUUGUUGUUUUAAAUGUUUUUUUCAUAUUUCUAAUGUUUUGAUAAGUUUGUAUUUUUAAGUUUGUAAUUGUUAGGUUUAUUUAUUUUUAAAUGUUUUGUUUUUGUGUUAUGAUGUGUUUUGGUGUUUUUUGUUUUUAUUUUGUGUUUCUUAUGUAUUUUCCUAUUUUAAAGAUCACAUGUUUUGUAUUUUGUUUGGUUUUGAUUUUGUGUUUUUCUAGUUUUGUAUUUUCCCCUGUUUGUCAUUUUUGUAUUUUCUGUAUUUUUAUCUAA
Molecule: messenger RNA, 849 nt
Organism: Meloidogyne enterolobii
Lineage: Eukaryota; Metazoa; Nematoda; Chromadorea; Rhabditida; Meloidogynidae
Source: the annotation of a GenBank genome assembly